Stegodyphus dumicola is the source of this 1343-nucleotide messenger RNA. RefSeq names its product zinc phosphodiesterase ELAC protein 2-like. Gene Ontology annotation, cellular component: mitochondrion. Gene Ontology annotation, molecular function: 3'-tRNA processing endoribonuclease activity. NCBI's taxonomy places the organism in Eukaryota, Metazoa, Arthropoda, Arachnida, Araneae, Eresidae. Gene Ontology annotation, biological process: mitochondrial tRNA 3'-end processing. The record is from RefSeq and is a predicted model, not a curated record.
AGGUUUCCAAAAUCAACAUGCCAUCUAAUAAUAAACAGUGACAAUUCAACUUUAAACAGUGCUGCCAUUCAUCGAAUUCAACAUAAACUAAAUCUUCUUCAUCCAGAUAUUUUUAGCUUGUUGCAGGAAAGUGAGAUGAAAACUUUUAAUGGAUUGGAAGAUUUGAAUAUUGUUCAAGCAAAUACACUUGAUCGUUACUAUUUACGUCCUGCAAAAGGCUUUGAUUCAAGUUUAGCUGUUGCUGUUGAUCCUAAAAUGUUUAUUGAGGAGGCCACGAAUGCAGAAGGUUUCAAUGAGAGUCUGAAAAAUCUUCAAAGUCAGAUAAGAGAAAAUUCUGUGAAAACUUACAAUUCAGAUGAUAAGUAUCCUACAGUAAUAUUUUUGGGUACAGGUUCUUCUAUACCAAGCAAAGUUAGAAAUGUUUCUGCUAUAUUAGUAAACAUAAGUGCAAAUAAAUACCUAUUAAUGGAUUGUGGAGAAGGAACUCAAGGCCAAAUCGUAAGAUUGUUUGGUGAUGCUUAUUCUAAUGUGUUGAGAGAUAUAUUUUGUAUUUUCGUUUCACACAUCCAUGCUGAUCAUCAUUUGGGUUUGAUACAGUUACUUAAGUGCCGUGCAGAAGCAUUUAAGAAAUUCAACAGAGAAUAUGAGCCUCUAGUACUAAUUGGCCCAUCCAUGUUGUUUUAUUGGUUGCAGAAUUACCAUAACAUGUUUGAGAAAGUGUCAUCUCUUUACAGUUUCAUCAAGUGCUCCUCAUUGCAGCAUAAUGAAAAAAUACUGUGUGGUGCUGAAGAAUUAGUUGCUUCAAAGAAUUUUGAAAACAUUACAUUAGCCACAGUUCUUGUAGAUCACUGUCCAGAUGCAUAUGGUUUAAUCAUGACUCAUAAGACAUCUAAAUGGAAAUUGGUUUAUUCAGGAGAUACAAUGCCAUGUGAAAGACUUAUUGCAGCAGGUGAUGGUUGUUCUUUAUUAAUUCAUGAAGCUACAAUGGAAGAUGAACUUGCAGAUGAAGCUGUUAUGAAAAAGCACAGCACAACGAGUCAAGCUAUCCAAGUUGGUGAAAUGAUGAAGUCUAAAUAUACUUUGUUAACUCAUUUCAGUCAACGAUAUGCUAAAGUUCCUGUAUUUAGUGAAAAAUUUCAUAGCUAUAUAGGAUGUGCUUUUGAUAAUAUGAGGGUUACACCAAAUGAACUGUACAUUUUACCAUUACUAAUUCCAGCUCUAAAAUGUCUGUUUGCAGAAGAUAUUGAGGAGCAACAAAUAAAAGGGCAUAAGCGUCGGAAAAAAUUAAAAUUAAUUCAAUCUGUAUUAGCACAGGAAUAAAGAUAUUUUCAGAAGAAAAAAAA